Messenger RNA from Drosophila obscura, 409 nucleotides. RefSeq lists its product as uncharacterized. NCBI's taxonomy places the organism in Eukaryota, Metazoa, Arthropoda, Insecta, Diptera, Drosophilidae. Bases 92 to 295 code for a protein of 67 amino acids. The transcript is spliced from 2 exons. The record is from RefSeq and is a predicted model, not a curated record.
AGCUAGCCAGCUACCCAGCAGCUGAAGCUCCAUAAUCCCCAACAUCCCCAAUACCCACAAUACCCGCAGACGAAUUCACAUUCAACCAAAAAUGGGAAGCUGUUGCUCAAAGGAUUUGGAUGAUAAGCGCUCCUGGAGUCCCGAGGAGACCAAAAAUGGUAGCACCACAUCGACCAUCAUUGCCCAGCCCAUGGAUGAUGUGGGCACCACCGGAGUGUUUACCCUCACACGCACCACCACAACGAGCACACAGGAGAAAACGGUGACCACCACCAGCGAUGGUGACCAGGAGUAGCGUAGCCAAUGGAUAAAUGGAUAAAUGGAUAUGGAUCCAUCUGCAAAUAUGUAUAGACCUAAAGUGGAGCCAUAAUUAUUGUAUCCUACAAUAACAUCAUAAUUAUUUUUUUUU